AUGGUCGAGAUUAGACCAUCUGGCCGAUCUUGUGUGCUUUGGUCCGCAACACUGUCAACAACCCUAAUUUCCUUUGAGACAUUAGGGAUUUGGACAAGAUUUUUGUUCUUGUCCAAGGUUCUUUGUGACUUUCUCCGGAACAUGACCCAUAUUGAUAGGAUCCCGAGAAUAAGAACUAUAAAUGCUCCAACGGAUAUGCCGAUCAGAACCCAUAGUUUUAUUCCACCAUAUUUCUUUGAUAGCGCAGUUUUUAGACUUCCAGAAGACAUGUUACACAAGCUUGAAAGCGAAGGCAAAACUCUGCUGCGUCUUAUCGAAAUCAAACAGCAGCUUAACCAGUGCCAGAAUGUGACCAGUUACUACUUACUACCACAAGACACAAAAACAUAUUCGGUUUUGUAA
This is a messenger RNA of Striga asiatica, 402 nucleotides long. NCBI's taxonomy places the organism in Eukaryota, Viridiplantae, Streptophyta, Magnoliopsida, Lamiales, Orobanchaceae. The record is from the annotation of a GenBank genome assembly.